CAAGUAGGGAAAUACGGUGACGGAAACUGUAACAGUCCUUGUCCACCACAGUGUUAUGGUGGUAACUGUAAAUCCACAACAGGUGCCUGUUUCUAUUGCCCCCCAGGGAAAUAUGCCAUCUACUGUAACUCGGAUUGUCCCUCGAAUUGUAAAAACAGUCUUUGCACGAAGGACGCUGGUGCCUGCUUAGAUUGCGUUCCUCAGACGUACGGCGUUCGAUGUGAGCAUGCUUGUUCUGCAAAUUGCCUGAAUAGUCUAUGUGAGAAAGUCAACGGUUACUGUUACGAGUGCAUAUCUGGAAAGUACGGAAUCACAUGUGAUCAAAACUGUCCUGCAAAUUGUAGGGAUAUGAUAUGUGAAAAGUCCACGGGAAACUGUAUUGGCUGCAUUCCCGGAAAGUACGGGAUCACAUGUGAUCAGGACUGUCCUGCAAAUUGUAAGGAUAUUUUGUGUGAAAAGUCCACGGGAAACUGUAUUGACUGCAUUCCUGGAAAGUACGGAAACGCAUGUGAUCAGAACUGUCCUGCAAAUUGUAAGGAUAUGUUGUGUGAAAAGUCCACGGGAAACUGUAUUGAUUGUGUUCCUGGUCAGUACGGAAUUAGAUGCGAACAGGAGUGUUCGACAAAUUGCCUGGACCGACUUUGUGAGAAAGUCAAUGGGAACUGUUAUGACUGUAUUCCGGGAAAGCACGGUACUAACUGUGAUCAGAACUGUUCAGGAAAUUGCAGGGACAUGCUGUGUGAACGGGACACAGGAUCCUGUAAAGAAUGUGUUACUCAGAAGUACGGCAUUAAAUGUGAACGUAAUUGUUCAACAAAUUGCCUGGAUAGUCUGUGUGAGAAAGACAAUGGGAACUGUUAUGACUGUAUUCCUGGAAAGCACGGUUUUAACUGUGAUCAGAGCUGUUCAGGAAAUUGUGAAGAUAUGCUGUGUGAACGGGACAGCGGAUCCUGUACAGAAUGCGUAACUGGAAAGUACAGUAAUGCAUGUGAUCGGAACUGUCCUAGAAAUUGUAAUGAGAUGUUGUGUAGAAGGGACUCAGGGAACUGUAUAGAUUGCGUUCCUCAGAAGUAUGGCGUUAGAUGUGAUCAGGAUUGUUCUACAAAAUGUCUGGAAAGUCUCUGUGAGAAAGCCAAUGGAAACUGUUACGAAUGCGCUGCAGGAAGGUUCGGUAUUAACUGUGAUCAGAACUGCCCUGUAAAUUGUAAGGACUUGAUGUGUGAACGGGACACAGGACAUUGUAAAGGAUGUAUUGCUGGAAGUUAUGGUGUAACAUGUUCCUUGACUUGUCCAGUGACCUGUAAAGACUUCGUGUGUAAUCAACAAACCCGCCAGUGCUUAGAUUGCUAUCCUGGAAAGUACGGAGUGGUGUGUGGGGCUGAUUGCCCGGACACAUGUACGGACAACAUCUGUAGUAAGGACGAUGGACAUUGUCUAGCCACUGAUUCACCUAACACAGAGCAGUCCUCAGCCGAUUCUAACUCGACCAUAAUCGCUGUUGUUGCUGUUUGUGGAUUGCUUUUUGCUGCACUGACCGCUGCAGUUAUAAUGAAUUUCUUUCUUCGAAAAAGACUAAACAGAAUGAACUCGUCUGAUAAGAGUACAGAACAAUCCGAGCCGGAGACGGAGUAUACGUCUAUUUCUCCCCAACCUGAAGAAACUCCCCACGUCUAUGAAAUGAUGGUGACCUAAUUGUAAUGUGCAAGACAACCUCAUCGUAUUCCUCAUGUUGUAUCGAGAAAAAUAAUAAUGAGAGAGAGAGAGAGAAGGAAAGAGAGAGACAGACAGACAGAGAGACAGACAGACAGAGAGACAGACAGACA
Pecten maximus is the source of this 1823-nucleotide messenger RNA. RefSeq names its product cell death abnormality protein 1-like. The record is from RefSeq and is a predicted model, not a curated record. The transcript has 19 exons. Bases 349 to 1692 code for a protein of 447 amino acids. Gene Ontology annotation, molecular function: scavenger receptor activity. NCBI's taxonomy places the organism in Eukaryota, Metazoa, Mollusca, Bivalvia, Pectinida, Pectinidae.